CGUGACGUCUGGACGAGAGGACGCGGGUCUCCCCGAGAGUGCGCAGUAGGGUCGGUCGGUCGGUCGGUCGGCUGGCUGUGAGCAGUCAGACUAGGCCCGAGCCUGGAAGCGACGCGGAAAUGGGGGCGGCGGCCGCCGAGGCCGACCGCACUCUGUUCGUGGGCAACCUGGAGACGAAGGUGACGGAGGAGCUCCUCUUCGAGCUGUUCCACCAGGCUGGGCCAGUAAUAAAGGUGAAAAUCCCAAAAGAUAAAGAUGGCAAACUGAAACAGUUUGCAUUUGUGAAUUUCAAACACGAAGUGUCCGUUCCUUACGCCAUGAAUCUUCUCAAUGGAAUCAAACUUUUCGGGAGGCCUAUCAAAAUUCAGUUUAGAUCAGGAAGUAGUCACGCCUCUCAGGAUGCCAGUGUGUCAUAUCCCCAGCAUCAUGUUGGAAAUUUAAGCCCCACCUCCACAUCUCCUAACAGCUAUGAAAGGACAGUGGGUAACGUAACUCCAUCAGCACAGAUGGUUCAGAGGUCCUUCUCUUCUCCAGAAGAUUAUCAGCGGCAAGCAGUAAUGAACAAUGUUUUCAGACAGAUGUCAUAUUUUGGUUCUCCACAUGCAGAUCAGUCGGGAUUUUCGCCAUCAGGUCAAUCACACGCUCAUACCUUUAACCAGUCUUCCAGCUCCCAGUGGCGCCAAGAUGCACUGUCAUUACAGCGUAAAAGACAGAAUUCUCACCCCUACCUAGGAGAUAGACACUAUAGCCGUGAGCAGCGUUACUCCGAUCAUGGGUCUGACUAUCAUUACAGAGGAGGCCGAGAGGAUUUCUACUAUGACGACAGGAAUCAUAAUGGCUGGAGCCAUGACUAUGAUAACAGAAGAGACAGUAGUAGAGGUGGGAAAUGGCCCUCAUCUCGACACUAACAAGCAUUCCAAGGACAUUGUUUACAGGGCCAUUUUAGGCCCUUUUAAUUAAGUCAUUCUGGAAGUAUUUCUAAAAACUGUACGGAGUAGCCCCACAAUUCUCCACCUGUCUUUGAAAAAAAAAAAAUUUUGAACCCAGCAGCAGUUUCAUAGAGAACUGGGAACCGUGGCUCCACAUUUGUUACUUCAGUUACCUUCCCUCGGGGUUUCAGAAGAGGAAGGCUUUUAUACAAGAGAGUGGGCCACCAUUCCAGUCAUUUCAGCCGAGGAAAGAUGAACUGUAUAGAUUGGUUGAUUAUAAAGCAAAUAUUUCAGUUAUCUCACCCUUUUGUGUUGCAGGAAAUUUCUUGGUAAUGAAAUCAUUUUGCUGUAUAUAGUAGGAAACAUCCAAGUUGGUAGUCUGAAAUGGCUAUCUGCAUUUUAUUAAUAAAUGAGAAAAUAGGACUUCUCAGUGAUCGUUUUAUUAACAGUUUAUUUAAAACAGUUUAUUGGUUUUGUUUGGGAAUAAAUCAUAUUUUCUAACUCAGAAUUUAAGUACAAAUUCUGUGGUAUGCUCUUGAAUUUUAUCACAAUUAAACAUACAUUAUAAAUCUAUACUAGUUCAUUCUAAGAACUUUAAAAUUGUCUCAUUAAAUUAUAUUUGAUGUAUGACUAGUCACUCAGGAAGUUAAAUAUCUACAUGUAUAUUUUUACAUAAAAAGACAGUGUUGAUGAAAAUUCUUAGAGGAACAACAAGUUAAUACAUAGAUAAAAUGGCAAAAUGUGGGAUUAUAAUUUUGGAAUUUUGUUUAACAAAACUUUCAUGUUUCAAGAUCCUGUUGCUCAUUCACUGCAAGUCAUUUUUACGAAUUUAUCUGUGAGAAAUGUGGAUCCUCUUUAUACCACAGCAUUUAUACUAUGUUCCUUUUUUAAUAUAUUAAAUACAUAAAAAGAGAACGUGUCUCUUUAUUUUGGCAUCACUGACGUCAGAGGCUAUCCAGUAAGUUAGCAGUGUGCUUUGAAUCAUGUCGGUUCACACUUCGGUUGGUAAAGAUUGUCCAUCUUGCAGCAUCUUCUGUAGAUUUGCUUUGAUGCCUGGCUAGACUUUUAUUACUUGGAUUGUGGUGUAGAGCACUGUGAGCAUGAGUUCCUUUGUCUGCUUUCUACACCCAGAUGUUGUGAUGUCCAGGCUCUGUGUCCUCACUUGGCAUAGGUUAAGGUUUUGUUUGUUUGUUUAAAGAAAUGGUUUGCUUAAGCAUUUUAUUUCCAAUAAGCCUGAUAUCUCUAAGUCUCUCCAUGGAAACUUUAUACUUUAUUGCACUUUAGCUGGGACUGUCAUGUCAGUCCACAGGUCACCAGAAAUAGUCUCGGCUUAACGGCUUUUGGGGGCAAGCCUUGGGAGAGCCAGUGACUGUUUCCCUUCAGUUUGACCCAGUUGAACCAGUAAACUAAAUAUCUGUACUUUGUAAACAGUCAGUUCGAGAUAGCCUCAGAAAUCAAUAUAGACAACAGUUGAAAGCUCCAUUACUAUAACCUAGGAACCUCUCCUUUAUAACAAAUUAAUAAUACUUUAUGUCUAGGGUGUACCCUAAAAUCUUAGGAGUGGGGUAUUGGUGUCAGUAUUCUUAAAAAUAAUGUGUAGCAGAGUCGGGGAAACUAAGCCAUAGCGUUCCUGUUUAAUUCCCGGUGGUUUUUUUUUUUUUUAAGUCAAUGGAUGGUCUGUAUCUUUCACAAUAAAAUUAGCAUAGCAGAACUAAGUGAUGUAGAAGGAGAGAUUUAUUGUAGGGAUGCAAACUAACACAGUUUUGAUUUCGGAUGUACUAAUGUGCUGGCCAACAGUUUGGUGUUGGGUCUGAAGUCACCAUGGGUCAGUCAGACUGUUAGUUGAUUGACAACUGAAGAGCAGCACUGACCAGGAAGGAACUGGAAAAGGCUAAGAACUAACUUGAGCUUCCCUCUGUCUCAUUCUUAGCUACAGAAUUAUCUCUGCAGUUCUUUGCCCCAUGUAAUAGGAGCUAGAAAAUCAAAGACUUAACUGCCCAUGCAGAGCUAAGCCAAUCAGUAAGCGAUGCAUAAAGUGCCACAAUGCCCAUUAUCCUGCAGUAUCUUCUAGAUUCUAAGCCAUGCCUGCUGCUGCUUCCCUGUUAUUUUAGUUACCUUUUUUGUAGCUGUGGCAAAAUGACAGAAAUGGAGGAGGAAUUGUGUGUGUGUGUGUGUGUACAUUUCUAGAGAAAUUUUCAUAUGCCAUAGAAUAGAAGGCAUAGCCAAUCAGGCAACUUGUUAUUUUUUGUUGGUCUGUAGGAGGCAUGGUAGAAUGGGUCCAUAGCAGUAGAAGUAUAUGGCAGCUCCUUGUUCACUUCAUGACCAUAGGGCCAAGAAGUAACUCAUUUAGGAGAAAACAUAGGAACCACACUUCUUUUCUCUCAGCAAGGGCACUCUGAGGACUGCUGCUUUGGGGUCCCUACCCUACCUGGCCAUUUUCUAUCUCCUGUUCUCUAGACGGUUCUGUUUGGUCAACAUAGAUAUUCUAAGAGUAACUUCCUAGAGUUGAGCCAAAGUUCUAGUAAAGACUCAGUGUUCUUGAGACCACCCUCAAUUCAGAUAGGAGCUGGGAGAGCACAAACUCCCAGGCCACCCAUAGGUCUGACCAAUUGGCUACAAAGUUUAGGGGUUUCCAUUAUACCUUAAGUGUUGAUAGUUUACAACAAAGACUCACCGGGACUUCAGGAAAGAACUAUACACAAUGAUACAGUUUUGCUAUAGCAGAAAGGAGAAAAUGAAAGCUAGUCCCAAAAGGAGAUGUACAGGAAAAGAACAGGGAAGUUCUCAGAAGCAAAGUUUCCAUGUUUUCUCCCCUCAGCCUCAGGUUGGAUCACCUUCCUAGCAAAGCAAAGCAUCAUGGUUGGCCAGGAAACAUCUGAACUUUACUCUUUAACAACUGUCAUCUCUCUAGCCCGUACCCUAUUAUGAAAAUACUAGAAAUGGGCUGUGGUGGCGCACGCCUUUAGUCCCAGCACUCUGGGGGGCAGAGGCAGGCAGACCUCUGUGAGUUUGAGGCCAGCCUGGGCUACAGAGUGAAUUCCAGGAAAGGCUCCAAAGCUACACAGAGAAACCCUGUCGAGAAAGAGAGAGAGAGAGAGAGAGAGAGAGAGAGAGAGAGAGAGAGAGAGAGAGAGAGAGAGAGAGAGAGAGAGAGAACACCUGGGUUAGGGAGUUGACAGGGAAAAGGAAGAUACUGCUUAAAGGAUAUUCUGUAAUUUUGUUCCCCAUUGCUGUGAUAAGAUACUUGGACAAAAGUAACUUCAAGGAGAAAGGUUUUAUUUUAGCUUACAGUUCCAGGUUACAGUUCAUCAUUGUAAAGAAGUCAGGGCAGCAAGAACUUGGAGCAGUCAUGUUAUAUUCACAGUUAAGAGCAGGGAGCCAUGAAUUAAUGCAUUUCUCUGCUCUUAUACAGACCAGAAUUUCUUGCCACAGUGGGCAGAUCUUUCCACUUCAUGUAAUCAAGAUAAUCUACUAAAAACAUGUCCGUGGUGUAGGUUAUUUUAAGGUGUGUUACUUUUGUUUACGUUGCAUUUGUUUAACUCUGUGAAACUGUGUUACUUUGCCUGUCUAAAACACCUGAUGGUCUAAUAAAGCACUGAAUAGUCAAUAGUGAGUCAGGAGAAAGGAGAAAGGGGCUGGCAGGCAGAGAGAAUAUAUAGAGGGAGAAAACUGGAAAAAGAUUCAAGAAGUAACCAGAGAAGGAGGAAGACAUCAGGGGCCAGCUACACAAAAGCCAUGGAGUAAGAAAUAAUGAAAGGCAUACAGAAAUGGAGAUAGGUAAAAGCCCAAAGGCAAAAGGUGGGAUAAUUUAAGAAAAGCUGGCUAGAAACAAGUCAAGCUAAGGCCCGGCAUUCAUAAUUAAGACUAAACCUCCGUAUAUGAUUUAUUUGGGAGCUGGGUGGUGGGCCCCCAAAAGAGCAAAACCAAACAACACCAUCAUGGCAAAACCAAACACCACCACCAUGGGCUAUCCUGAUCUAGACAGUUCUUCAUUAAGAUUUUCUUCUGAGGUGGUGCACGCCUUUAAUCCCAGCACUGGGAGGCAGAGGCAGAUGGAUCCCAGUGAGUGUGAGGCCAGCCUGGUUCCAGGACAGCCAGGACUGUUAUACAGAGAAACCCUGUCUGGGAAACAAAACAAAACAAAACAAGAUUUCUUUCUGAGGUGAUUCUAGAUUGUGUCAAGUUGACAAAACUAAACAGCGGACUAGAGAGAUGGCAGUUAUUAGAGAGUAUGUGCUUCUCUUCCAGAGGACCAGAGUUUGGUUCUUAGCUCCUGACUGGGCAGCUCACAGCCAUCUGUAACUCCAGCGCCUGGGGAUUUGACAGCCUCUUCUGGCCUCUGUGGGUACCCACAUGCAUUUGGCACACACAUACA
Messenger RNA from Peromyscus californicus insignis, 5304 nucleotides. RefSeq names its product RNA binding motif protein 7 (gene Rbm7). Gene Ontology annotation, molecular function: single-stranded RNA binding. Gene Ontology annotation, cellular component: nucleus. The coding region runs from base 120 to 908 and encodes 262 amino acids. Gene Ontology annotation, biological process: regulation of alternative mRNA splicing, via spliceosome. The record is from RefSeq and is a predicted model, not a curated record. NCBI's taxonomy places the organism in Eukaryota, Metazoa, Chordata, Mammalia, Rodentia, Cricetidae. The transcript has 5 exons.